CAGUAUAGCACGGUGAGACUGCUGUGGUGGUGACUCAAAGUAAAAGAGAAAAAAAGACCACUAACACAAGUGACAGCCACAAGCAGGAAACUCCCGCGUCCAAAGACCACGUAAAACAAUAUCAGAGCUGAUUAAAAAGAUUUACACAGCGAAGAAGAAAAGAUAAAAGUCAGGGAAAUGUCAGGAGCGGAGUUUGAAAGGGAGUUUCUGUACAAUUUACCCGCGUCUGUUAUGAAUCAGUUUACACGGAUUAUGGACUCACUUUCACGCUCAGACUGGAUAUUAUUCGCUUCACAGGUAAUAUCGGACCAGACUGAACUACACCUUUUGGAGCAAAGCCCCAGACGGACAGACAACCUGAUCCACAAAUGGGGCUGUCGCAACGGGACGGUUGGAGAACUGCUGAAGAUUCUUGAGGGCUUGCAGUGGUUUAGGGCCCGUGAUAUCAUCCUUGAAUGCAGACAUAUACGGCAGUUUCGUUCAGAGCAGCAGUCACCUUUAACGGUGCCACCAGUCCCUGCAUGUCAAAGCAGUACAGCCACCUUUGUCAAAGAGUCUCUCCCUGUCCCCGAAGUCAGGCUUCUACCCAAGCCUAGCCCCCCACCGCCUGAUCUGGACUCUAUGGAUUCAAGAAUUUCAAAUAUAGAGUCCCCGUGUGCGAACCGCGUGGAUCCCCUGCCUCUUUCCUCUACUGCAAUGAGCUGGCCGCUUGAGGAAAUCCAGAGUAGCACAUGCAACUUUUCCCCGUGCAAGCAGAUUGGAGAAGGAGGGUUCGGGCACGUGUAUAAAGCUGUGAUGAGAAACACUGAAUUUGCUGUGAAGAAGCUGAAAGAGGACUCCCAUUUGGACUGGAAUGUCGUGAAGGAAAGUUUCAGGACGGAAGUAGAAAAACUAUCACAAUACAGACAUCCCAACAUAAUGGACUUUGUUGGCUACAGUAUAGAAGGACAAACUUAUUGUUUAAUAUAUGUUUAUAUGCCGAAGGGCUCUUUAGAGGACCGGCUUCGAUGUGAGGACAGUAACGCCCUCUCUUGGUCACAGCGUGUAAAUGUGUUGCUUGGCACUGCCAAAGCUAUUCAGUACCUGCAUUCUUCUUCACCUGCACUUAUUCAUGGAGAUAUCAAGAGCUCUAACAUCCUUUUAGGGGACCACCUGGAGCCCAAGCUGGGGGACUUUGGAUUGGCACGUUUUUGUCGGAACCCCAACAAAACCCCAGGCAAGACGUCCACCGUGGCUCAAACUGCUACGGUCCGGGGAACUCUGGCAUACCUCCCAGAAGAAUACCUGAAGGAUGGACAGCUGGGAGUGGAGAUCGACAUCUACAGCUUUGGAGUGGUCAUGCUAGAGGUACUUACUGGACGCCAGGCUCUGGAGGUCAAUGGCCAAUCCAGAACUGUUUACUUGAAAGAUCUAGUAAAUGAGGAGGAAGAUGAUGGAAGAAGUUUCAGCAAAGGGAAGCACUCGCGGGAGCUGUCCUAUACUUACGCAGCGGAGAACAUCUGCAGGAAACAUCUGGAUCCUCGACUGAUGACUGAAGACACACCUUCCCCUCAUGGAUCAAUGGAAAUCUCUCAGCUGGCAUGUCAAUGUUUAGACCGGCGGCGGAAGAAGAGACCCCGCAUGACGGAAGUGUUCAAAGCACUUCAAGAUGUGCAUUUAGGGUUGAAGACCUCUUGCAGAUCAACCACGGUCAGAUUGUCUCCCGUAUCAUCUCAUCCAUCCACUCCUGAGCCUCUGCGCUCCGACAGCAGCUCCCUGGACUCUCUCACUCAUCAGUUCUCUAAACUCCGCCCUCAAGAGGACACGUACCCCUGCCUUCACAAGACUGUCUGUCCCACCUUGACCUCUGUCGUGACUCAGUCUAGCUGCUCAGAGUCAGAGCUGAAUGCUGAAUCAUGGGCUUCACAGUCCUCUGGUAUGCCGUGUGAAUCGGAUGAGAGUCAAGGCUUUUCUCAGUACUUGACAGGUCACUGUAGCAGAGCUCAGGUGACGUCAUGUGGGGCCUGUGGCAUUCAGAGCACUAAAACAAGUGGUUCUUUAGUGGAAAACUCAUCACAGUCCAGUCCCAAUGAAGAUUUUUCUGACAAGAAAGUGUUUGUAAAUCCUGUGAGGCAGCGACUGGUCCAAAAAAUGGAGCUUUAUGAAGAGGGAAGGAUUUUAACUUCUGAUCUGCUGUCAUCAGGCGCCUCAUUAUACCGGGAGAUGAAUGCUGAAACGAGGGAGCCAGAAGAGAGUGAUGAGUUUGCAAGCGAGACAUCUGGAAUCAACAUGCAGUCGCCUGCUGCAGUUUAACACUGGAUGUUUGGAGGAAGGAACCCAGCAAAUAUGUUGUUAAAAUAUUACAUGAAAUAUUCACAAAUAUCUUUACGGUACUUUUUUUACGGUUAUGAUAAAGAAAGUACCUUCAUAAAUACCUCGCCAAAGCUGCAGAUUAAUAAUCUUUUUUUUUAUGGUAAUAGCAAGUGAAACGUGGUACGGAUGAAGAAAGCUCUGUAGUUAUGAACCUGUGAAUCUUGACUAUCAAGCCAAAGAAAUAUAAAAGUGCAUAAUUUAUUGUUAUACGCCUGUUAGUUUGGCGAUUGAAUGUCUGUCUGUUGCUGUUUUUGGCUUAGUUCUCAGCAGCAUAUUGUUUAUAACAUAAUGUGAGGUUUAUGGAUUAUGGCCAAAACACCUACUUCUAUGAGUAGUAUUUAAAUACUAUUAGUACUAUUUAACAUUAAUGAUUAAUCUAUUUCUGUGGUACUAACUGGUGAUUGUUAUAUACAUUAAAUUAAACAUUUAGCCUGUGCAGUCUUCAUUAUGCACAUUAGAUUUUUUUUCUAGUUAGAUUACUGCAAUGCCAAAACAGUUUUAUA
Sinocyclocheilus anshuiensis is the source of this 2855-nucleotide messenger RNA. RefSeq names its product interleukin-1 receptor-associated kinase 1-like. The coding region runs from base 178 to 2292 and encodes 704 amino acids. The transcript has 14 exons. Gene Ontology annotation, biological process: signal transduction; protein phosphorylation. Gene Ontology annotation, cellular component: plasma membrane. Gene Ontology annotation, molecular function: ATP binding; protein kinase activity; protein binding. NCBI's taxonomy places the organism in Eukaryota, Metazoa, Chordata, Actinopteri, Cypriniformes, Cyprinidae. The record is from RefSeq and is a predicted model, not a curated record.